Fusarium poae is the source of this 3300-nucleotide messenger RNA. RefSeq lists its product as uncharacterized. The record is from RefSeq and is a predicted model, not a curated record. NCBI's taxonomy places the organism in Eukaryota, Fungi, Ascomycota, Sordariomycetes, Hypocreales, Nectriaceae. The transcript has a single exon. The coding region runs from base 1 to 3300 and encodes 1099 amino acids. Gene Ontology annotation, biological process: osmosensory signaling pathway via Sho1 osmosensor; establishment of cell polarity; hyperosmotic response. Gene Ontology annotation, cellular component: plasma membrane; extracellular region; cell surface. Gene Ontology annotation, molecular function: osmosensor activity.
AUGCACGCCAAGUCCUUCGUCCUGGCUCUGGCUCUCGCCUCUUCAUCUGUUGUCGAAGCCAACCGACCGCGCAUUUACUACCCCCGACAAGUUAAGAGAGAAGUCGUAAACAAUGCCGCCGCCGCCCCUGCAGUGCCAGAAAACAAGGUUGUUCCCGACCUCGAGAAGCGCGACCCUCAAAAUUCAUUCCUUGAUCGCCUCUUCAACAACAACAACAACGAUGACACGGCUUCCAAUGGAGAUAAGGAGAGUGGUAUCAACUUCGAUCCUACUAUCCCUCUAGGCUUCAAACGCCCUGGCCCCAGUGCCAGCGCUCUACCGUCUGUUGUUCUCCAACCCACAACGACAAGCAUGGCCAUUGAGGAACCCCAGACAACCGAACCCGCCGAAGCUACCGAUGCUCUUGCCGAAUCCGAUACAGGCAUUCUCCUUGCACCCAGCGGUAUUGUCACCAGCAAGACCGCCGUCAAGUCUACCAAGCCAGCCAAAACAUCGGCUGCCGAGCCCAAGGAAGAAACUGAAGCUGUCCCAGUCGAGACCGAGACCGUUGUUCAAACCGAGGAGCCUGUUGUCACCACCGAGCCCCCUAAAGAGGAGACCCAACCUGCGGCAACAACAGCACCGGCUGUCAAGCAGCCCGAGUCUGUGAACACCCCCAAGGAAAAGCCUGUCGAGUCCAAGACUGAGGAACCUGCUCCUGUCGAGACUACGGAACCCGCUGAGCAACCCGCCAGCACUCCCAGCAACAAGCCAGCCGUCUCGACAACCAAGAAGGGUCUCCUUGACCCCGUCGAGACUCUCUUGUCUUCCGUCCUUCCUGUCCCUGCUGAGUCUAAGACCACGCAGCCUAAGUCCGUGAACACCGAGACUAGCAAGCCCAAGGAGGAGACCCAGCCUGCUCCCGUUGAGACCAGCAAACCAAAGGAGGAGACUCAGCCUGCCCCUGUUCAGACAGAGUCUGUUCAACCAGCUGACAGCGAGACCAAGAGCCCCUCAGUUGAGAAGCCUGCACCUACAACCAAGGAAGGCUUGCUUGAUCCCGUUGAGACACUCUUGUCUUCAGUUCUCCCUGUUCCUGCUGACAGCGAGACUAAGGAUCCUCAGCCUGAUCAGACCGAGUCCGAGCCUCUGCCAGAGGAGACUGGAACUCCCACGAAGCAGCCCCAGCAACAGGAAAGCAAGCCUCAGACUGAGGGCCAGACUCUUCCCACCGUGAGCCCUCCAAGUGAUGAGCCUACUGCUGCCCCUGGCACUGCUCAAACAUCUAAGGAUGGUCUGUUGGAUCCUGUUGAAACCCUUCUCAGCUCUCUCCUCCCUGUUGACCCAUCCGAGGUUAAGACCACAUCGCCUGAGGAAACUUCAGCUCCUGAUACUCUCCCUGCCGAGGCUCAGCCUACAUCCGCUGCUGGUGAAGAGACUGGCUCUGAGCAAACUGUCUCUGGAGCUCCUGUGACUGAUCCCGAGACCACUGGCCUACCUGAUAUCAUCCCCACCAGCAUCCUUCCUGAGCCCACGCUUCCAAUUGAUGAGACCGAUAUUCUGCCUAUCCCUACAGAUAUUACUGACGCUACCUCUAUUUUGCCCGAGCCUUCAAGCCCCGUCACUGUGUCUCCUGUCAUACCAACCACGCUUGCUCCUGAGGAAUCCCAGAGUGAAUCUCCCGAUGUUACAUCGUUCAUUGAUCCCAACACCAAGCUUAUUGAUCCCACUGAGUCGCCCAAUGUUACCAUCCCUGAUGCGACCUCCGGUGUUGGUUCUCAACCCGUUGAGACUGAGCUUCCUCUACCCACCACUGAGCCUUUCAACGGUACCGAGACCCAGCCUGCUAAUGGCACUGAGACCCAGCCUGCUGCCACUGGCGAGCCUGAGACUACUGGCGCUCCCGAGCCCACCGAGGAUGUGACAGAGGCCCCUACCGUUGCUCCCACAGCCACCGGCGCUGCCUCUGAGGAGCCCACUGGAAACGCAACUGAGCCUGCUACUGAGCCUAUUGAUACCGCUACUGGCUCAGCUCCUACUGAGCUCCCUGCUACUCAAACUGGUGAUGAAACCAAUGGCACUGCUACCGAUGAGCCCACGAGCCCUGCCACUGAGGAGCCUACUAGUCCUGCCACUGGAAUUGAAACUGAGAGCGCACCUGUUGCAACCGAUGGUGAAGAGACUUCCGCGGCUGUCCCGACUGUCUCUGAGGUGCAGCCUACAAUCCAGCCCACCUCUCAGCCUCCUGUCGAAACUGAGACCCAACCCGAGCCUAUUCCUACUACCCUGGUCCCCACCGCUGCCGAUCCCAUCACCAGCAUCCGACCUACUGCUACUCUUACCAACACCAACAACUGGCUGCCUACCACUAUCAUGUUCGAGCCUACCUCUGUUCCCGUUGCUCCCACUCAGGCCACUGAGACUUCGACAUCUACCGGCCUCCCAGCCAACAUUCCCCGCGUCAUCCUGCCCAACGACCCUAACAAGCCUAUCCCCGAGGGCUCUCGUGCCAUUCAAAUCGGUUUCCUCUUCCCGUUCAACUACAAGUUCCUCGCCCGUAACACUGUUGCGGCUGCCCAGCUCUUCAAAUACCUCCCUAAGGGUCUUGCUGAUGCUGGUGGUUUCAGCAAGGACCGUAUUCUGAUCGAGAAGAUUGUUCCUAUGGAUACUCAGUCUCAAUGGGGUUACAUCACUGCUCUGGCCAAGAUUCACUACCCUGAGAACAUGCUUGAUAGUCUUCAGGCUGAUCUGAUGACACCCAACUCUCUUCUGUAUAACAACGACCUUGAGAUCGUUCGCAACCUGACCUCUGUCAUCAACAACAAGAUCGAUAUCUUUGGCAACACCGACAAUGGUGCCAGCUCUGACAGUGGCGAUUCGGAUGACAGCGGUAGCGGCGGCAAUGAUGGUUUCGGUAACAGUGGCGAGGGUGACAAGACGGCUAAGCAGAAGGCUACUACUGCUGGUAUUGCUGUCGGCGCUGUCGGACUUAGUGUCAUGUAUGGUGCUGCCAUGUUCCUGGUUGCCCGCCGAUACAAGCGCAAGAAGCAACUGGGUCAUCGCCGAGCCAGCUCCAUUGGCAGCAGCCAGCGAUCUUCCGAGAUGCAGUACAAUGGCAACGGCAGCCCUGCUCUCAUGGGCGGCGCACUUAUGAGCCGUGAUUUCUCCAACUACGGUGCUCAGGGUCCCCAGGGUGAAGCACCAGCUCGACCUGGUGGCCGUGACAGCCAUGGCAGUGGACGUAGUGGCAUGGGUAACUCUGCCCGCACAGCUUUCAUCUCCGCUCCCGUAGCUGCCGAGAAUUCUCUUGGAUGGAACUGA